Messenger RNA from Vanrija pseudolonga, 1552 nucleotides. RefSeq names its product N amino acid transport system protein. Lineage: Eukaryota; Fungi; Basidiomycota; Tremellomycetes; Trichosporonales; Trichosporonaceae. The record is from RefSeq and is a predicted model, not a curated record. The transcript has 3 exons. Gene Ontology annotation, biological process: amino acid transmembrane transport. The coding region runs from base 44 to 1486 and encodes 480 amino acids. Gene Ontology annotation, molecular function: L-amino acid transmembrane transporter activity.
CUCCACUGUCAAUUUCCAUUCUCCCCACUCCUGCCCCUCAUUGAUGAUUUCCAACGACCACCGCGACCAGUCGGAGCAGUCGAGCGUCGUGUUGAACAACGACGACGUUGAGAAGGGCGCCUCCAAGGACUACCACCACCACCCGGCCCAAACCACUGUACACGAUGCAGUUUUCGGAGAGAUUGCAGAGGGAGAGGGCCCAAACUACCGUGCUGUUGGCCCCAAGGGCGCCUUUGUCCUCCUCACCAAGGUCAACCUCGGCCUUGGUGUCCUCGGCCUCCCCAAGGUGAUGAACGCACUCGGCCUUAUCCCCGGCCUCAUCGUCAUCUUCACCAUCAUGAUCGUCUUCACGUACUGCGCCACCAUGAUUGGCAAGUUCAAGCUGGCUCACCCUGAGGUGUACUCGAUUGCCGACGCUGCCUACGUGUUUGGUGGCCGCUGGGCCAAGGAGUUUUGGUUCUUUGGCCUUACCCUACAAAUGAUCUUCUUCGUCGCUGCUGGUUGCGUCGGCAUCUCGACCGCUCUCAACGCUGUCAGCGGCCACGCCACCUGCACCGCCGUCUUCAUCGCUGUCGGUGGUGUCCUCGCCUUCCUCCUCGGCUCGAUCCGCACGCUCGGCAAGAUCACCUGGAUCGGCUGGGUCGGUCUCGCCUCGCUCCUGAUCGCCAUCUUCAUCGUCACGAUCGCCGUCGGCGUGCAGGACCGCCCGUCCGCUGCCCCUCAGCACGGUCCCUUUGACAAGGAGUUCCGUCUCUUUGGCAAGUCGACCUUUGGCCAGGCAACCUCUGGCGUCAACCAGAUCCUCUUCGCCUACGGCUCGACGCCCAUGUUCUUUGGCGUCGCCUCGGAGAUGAGGGAGCCGCGCCAGUUCACCCGCGCCAUGCAGGGCUCCAUGUACUUCCUCACCGUCAUCUACGUCGUCGUCGGCACUGUCGUGUAUGUCUACUGCGGCAAGUAUGUCGCGUCGCCGUCGCUUGGCUCCGCCGGCCCUCUGCUCAAGAAGAUCUGCUACGGAAUCGCCAUCCCUGGUCUCCUCGCUACCCUGACCCUCUUCACCCACAUGGCCGCCAAGAACAUCUUUGUGCGCGUCCUCGCCGGCAGCAAGCACCUCACCAGCAACAGCAUUGUCCACUGGUCUACGUGGCUCGGCAUCACCGCCGGCUGCGCCAUCAUCGGCUACGUUAUCGCUUCGGCCAUCCCCAUUUUCGACACCCUUCUGUCCUUCAUCGGCGCCUUGGUCGUUCCGUCGCUCUGUGUCAUUCCCUACACUCUCAUGUGGUGGCAUGACAACUAUCGGUACGUCCCCAAGGAGGAGCGUACCGCCAAGCUCCGUUUCUUCGCCUUCGUCAACGUUGUCUGCUUCUUCAUUGGCAUCUACCUCACUGCUGCCGGAGCCUACGGCGCGAUCGACGAGCUUAUCCACACCUCGGUUGACGCCAAGCCUUGGUCGUGCGCCGACAACUCGGGUACCGUCAAGGCGUCGUAAAAGUGCCACCCGGCGAAUGUGUGUAUAUAGUGUGUGAUAUAGGGAUGUAAUGUCUUUUCAAGGGAG